This is a messenger RNA of Suillus subalutaceus, 2328 nucleotides long. Its product is annotated as glycoside hydrolase family 37 protein. NCBI's taxonomy places the organism in Eukaryota, Fungi, Basidiomycota, Agaricomycetes, Boletales, Suillaceae. Gene Ontology annotation, cellular component: cytoplasm. Gene Ontology annotation, biological process: trehalose catabolic process. The coding region runs from base 1 to 2328 and encodes 775 amino acids. Gene Ontology annotation, molecular function: calcium ion binding; alpha,alpha-trehalase activity. The transcript is spliced from 9 exons. The record is from RefSeq and is a predicted model, not a curated record.
AUGGCUCCCACUCUCAAUCACCCAGCCGGUGUCACCUUCGUCGAUGAUGGCCAUGGACCAGUCCACGUAGAUGCUGCUACAUACUAUGGCGGCGGCGAGGCAUUCACUCGUUCGAGAACCUACAGUCAUUCACAUAUUCAUGGGUAUAACCCCAAGCGUACUCCGCUCUUCGAGGAGGAUACGCACAUGAGGGCUCGGCGCAUGUCGCAUGACGAGAAGAGCGUCACCGGUCCCCGUCGCUUCCUCAUCGAUGUCGAAGAGACCAUUCGUGUUGUCCUUGAGCAGGAGGACACAGAUGGUGAUUUCCAAAUUAGUAUCACUGAUGCGGGCCCGAAGAUGAUGGCCCUCGGUACGGCCACGAGCAAUGGCUUCAAGACUUUUGAUGUCCGAGGAACCUACAUGUUGUCCAACUUGUUGCAGGAACUUGCCCUGGCCCGGGAUCAUGGACGCAAACGUAUCGUCCUCGAUGAGUCUCGUCUCUCAGAGAACCCAGUCGAUCGUCUCUCUCGCAUGAUCAAAAACUCAUUCUGGCACUCACUGACUCGCCGCAUUGAUGGCGAUGGUCUCGAGAUCAUCACUGCCGACCCUAAGAACCGUACGGGCCGAGUCCAACCUCGAAUCUACGUCCCUCACGGCGAACCUGCAAUGGCUGAAUACUACAGAAAAGUGGCACGCGAGAAACCACACAUGAACCUUGAUGUACAGGUCCUACCUCCAAAGCCUGAUGAUGCCAUAUUUGUCAAAAGCUUGAACUCGAAGCCAGGUAUUUUAGCGCUCGCUAUGAAUGAGGUUGAUGACGGCAAGGGUGGUCGGACCCUUAAAGGAAUUCCUUUCAUCGUUCCUGGCGCUCGCUUUAAUGAGCUCUACAACUGGGAUUCCUACUUCAUUUCCCUGGGCCUCCUUGUGGAUGGUCAAGUGACCAUGGCGAAAGGCAUGGUUGACCACUUUAUAUUUGAAAUCAAGCAUUACGGCAAGAUUUUGAACGGAAGCCGGAGCUACUAUUUGUGUAGGACGCAGCCUCCGUUCUUGACGGACAUGGCGCUGCAAAUCUACAAUCAGCUAGAUCGCUCAGACGUGGAGUCUAAUCGGCAAUGGCUGAAACGCGCAAUCCAAGCCGCCAUCAAAGAGUACCAUACCAUCUGGGUUGCGGAGCCCCGCAUUGAUCCCAAGACGGGGUUGUCCAGGUACCGCCCCGACGGUCUUGGAAUUCCUCCUGAAACUGAGGCGACGCACUUCACGCAUAUCCUUGAGCCUUAUGCUGAGAAGCAUGGCAUCUCGGUACUCGAGUUUAGCGAGAAGUACAAUAAUGGAGUUCUCAAGGAGCCUGAGCUGGACGAGUACUUCUUGCAUGACAGAGCUGUGCGCGAGUCGGGUCAUGAUACGACGUAUAGGUUUGAGAAGCGGUGUGCGAACCUUGGGACGAUCGAUCUGCAGGCGUUGCUGUACAAGUAUGAAGUCGACAUCGGUACGGCCAUCCGGGAGGUGUUUGAUGAUGAGCUCGAGCUCGAGGAGGAAUUCGACUUGGCACCCUUCCCACCAUCUGUUGAGGCAUACCGCAACCCCUACCGCGAAUGCUCGACCAGUCGGUCGCAAAAUAGCGAUGAGUGGUUUGAGAGAGCCGAUCACAGGAGAGAGAUUAUUGACAAGUACCUCUGGAAUGAAAACAAGAAGCUGUACUUCGACUACGAUACAGUCCUAGAGAAGCAGAGUUUGUAUGAAAGUGUUACUGCGUUCUGGGCGCUCUGGGCUGGUUGCGCGAGCGAGGAGCAGUGCUGGAAACUUGUUUCGCAGUCGUUGAAGAAGUUUGAAGUACUCGGGGGUCUUGUUUCUGGGACUGACGAGUCUAGGGGUAAGAUUUCCUUGGACAGGCCUAACCGACAGUGGGAUUACCCUUAUGCAUGGCCUCCUCACCAAAUCAUGACUUGGGUCGGGCUAGAGCGCUACGGUUACCUGGAAGAUGCUCAGCGAUUGUCGUACAGGUUCCUUUACAUGAUGACCACAGCGUUUGUUGACUUUAAUGGAGUUGUACCCGAGAAGUUUGACGCAGUGAAGCUUUCACACUUGGUGGAUGCUGAGUACGGCAACCAAGGUUUAGAUUUUAAGAUGGUUCCUCGUGAGGGCUUUGGUUGGAUGAACUCCGCCUACCAGGUGGGCCUGUCCUUCUUAACGACGCACAUGCGUCGCGCAGUCGCGACGUGCACCAGCCCAGAAGUCCUCUUUGGUUCAUCAGCAAACCUUGAAAAUGCCGUCGCUCAAGCGGCACACGCUGCCACCGAUCCUCUUGGCCUUGCGAUGGAGUCAUUAAACAUUGCCAGUGUACCUGCUUAA